UAUUGUAACGUCGGUCCGCUAACUAGUUUGGAGUUUGGAGUUCUUUCUUCUUCUUCCUGAGAGAGAGAGAGAGAUCUCUGGAAAACGAAAGCGAGAUUUAUCAUCAGGUUCCCACCCACGUAUCAGCUGUAAUUUUGCCGAGAGUAACUCGCGAUAAGACAGAAUGAGUAAACCAAUGGAAGAGGACACCAAUCAGGGCAAGACCGAGGAAGAGGAAUUCAACACUGGACCACUCUCUGUUCUUAUGAUGAGCGUGAAGAAUAACACUCAGGUGUUAAUCAACUGUCGUAACAACAGGAAACUUCUUGGGCGAGUGAGGGCCUUUGACAGACACUGCAACAUGGUUCUUGAAAAUGUCAGAGAGAUGUGGACUGAGGUUCCGAAAACUGGAAAAGGCAAGAAGAAAGCGCUCCCGGUCAACAGAGAUCGUUUCAUAAGCAAGAUGUUUCUACGUGGAGACUCGGUCAUUAUCGUCCUCAGGAAUCCAAAGUGAGAAAAAGAGAGAGAGAGAUAUAUACUUAAGAGAGGGCAUGAUACUUGUUUUUGAUAAAUUCUUGUAGGUAUCUUCUAAGUUCAACACUUAUGCGUCUCAUUUCCGUUUAUGUCCGAAUAGACAAGAACCUUAAGAGUUGUAUUUUCUGUUCA
Capsella rubella is the source of this 645-nucleotide messenger RNA. RefSeq names its product small nuclear ribonucleoprotein Sm D2. Gene Ontology annotation, molecular function: RNA binding. Gene Ontology annotation, cellular component: U4/U6 x U5 tri-snRNP complex; catalytic step 2 spliceosome; U1 snRNP. Gene Ontology annotation, biological process: spliceosomal snRNP assembly; RNA splicing. The transcript is spliced from 6 exons. The record is from RefSeq and is a predicted model, not a curated record. NCBI's taxonomy places the organism in Eukaryota, Viridiplantae, Streptophyta, Magnoliopsida, Brassicales, Brassicaceae. Bases 164 to 493 code for a protein of 109 amino acids.